CUCUUACGUUGAACAUUACAUUUUUCCCUUCCAUCUUUCAUUCAACAUGUCGCGUCGACCGUUGCUCUUGCCUGCAACUGCAGCCUGCGUUCUGGCUCUCUUUGCUUGUGUGGCCUAUGCCGAAGUCGUCGAGCAUACCUUCCAUGUGGGGAACCAGACCAUCAAUCGACUGUGCCGGAACCAGAUGAUAACUGCAGUAAACGGAAGUCUCCCGGGUCCGACCAUAAAGGUCCGGGAGGGCGAUACCCUCAUUGUUCAUGUCUUCAACAAAUCGCCUUACAACCUCACCAUUCACUGGCAUGGGGUGUUUCAGCUACUGAGCGGCUGGGCCGACGGGCCGGUUUACGUAACACAGUGCCCGAUUCUUCCAGGGAAUAGCUACACUUACAGAUUCAACAUUACGGGACAAGAGGGAACUCUUUGGUGGCAUGCUCAUGUCUCCUGGCUUCGUGCCACCGUCUAUGGUGCUCUCAUCAUCCGCCCCAGACCCGGUCGAACCUACCCUUUUCCAAAACCCUAUCGGGAGGUCCCUAUCCUAUUAGGUGAGUGGUGGAACGCUAACGUCGUCGACGUCGAGAACGAGGCCCUAGCUACMGGUGCUGCUCCCAAUAACUCCGACGCUUAUACCAUCAACGGCAGGCCCGGUGAUCUCUAUCCAUGCUCUCGAAAUGGUACCUAUAAGCUGACAGUGGUGCAGGGGAAGACCUAUCUCCUCCGCAUAAUCAACGCUGCACUCAAYAACCARCUUUUCUUCAAGAUCGCACGUCACAAUUUUACGGUGGUCGCCGUGGACGCCAGCUACACCGAGCCGUACAAGRCCGAUGUGGUGGUGRUCUCCCCCGGCCAGACAACCGACGUCCUCCUCACGGCCGACCGACCUCUGGGGGAUUACUACAUGGCAGCUCACGCGUAUGCGAGUGCUGCCGGGGUUCCGUUCGAUAACACGACGACGACAGRGAUCGUUCACUACAAGGACUCCACGUCAGCAUCUCCGGAGAUGCCGGUGCUCCCUGCGUUCAACGACACACCGACGGCCCACAAGUUCUACAGCAACCUUACAAGCCUUACGAGGAAGGCAAUGCCGGACGUGGACGAGAGGAUGUUUAUAACCGUUGGAUUAGGUCUGACGGCAUGCGAUAGGAAUACCACAUGUGGGGGCCCCUCUGGAUUGAAACUGKCUGCGAGCAUGAACAACCAGUCCUUCCAAUUGCCAUCAAGACUAUCUCUGCUGCAGGCAUUCUUUUCGGGGGUGAGUGGUAUCUACACCGAGGAUUUCCCCGACAACCCUCCGGUGGUGUUCGAUUACACCAAUCCCAACAACAGUUUCAAUGCGUCGCUCUACUUGACGGAGAAGAGCACACGUGUGAAGAAAUUAAGAUAUAAUUCAACGGUGGAGGUAGUGUUUCAGAACACGGCCAUCGUUGGGGUGGAGAACCACCCGAUCCACCUUCACGGUUUCAAUUUCUUCGUAUUGGCACAAGGAUUUGGGAACUACGACGCARCCAGGGAUACCAACAACUUCAAUUUGGUAAAUCCACAAGAGCGUAACACCAUCGCCGUGCCGGUCGGAGGCUGGGYCGUCAUCAGGUUCACGGCUAACAAUCCAGGUGUAUGGAUCAUGCAUUGCCACCUGGAUGUCCACUUGCCGUGGGGCCUAGCCGGAGCUUUCGUGGUAGACAGUGGACCCACUCCUUCGUCCAAGCUUCCUCCGCCACCUUCCGAUCUUCCUCGAUGUUAAGAGGACUAUGCUUUUGACUAGCUUUUUUUUUUUUUUUUCAUGCUUUCAUUUUCUUGAUAUGUUUUUGCUUUUCCCAAUUUCUUUAUUUAUGACCAAUUGAUCAUGUGCUAGAGAUUGAUAAAGACUGAAGACUUUAAUUUGAAUAUGAUUGUUUACUCGGUUCUUUAUGAAAGGGAACCAACAAAGAAUAAACAUACAUGUAAUUUCGUUUGUGUAGUA
This is a messenger RNA of Nelumbo nucifera (sacred lotus), 1957 nucleotides long. RefSeq names its product laccase-7-like. Gene Ontology annotation, biological process: lignin catabolic process. Gene Ontology annotation, molecular function: hydroquinone:oxygen oxidoreductase activity; copper ion binding. The record is from RefSeq and is a predicted model, not a curated record. Gene Ontology annotation, cellular component: apoplast. Lineage: Eukaryota; Viridiplantae; Streptophyta; Magnoliopsida; Proteales; Nelumbonaceae.